Penicillium waksmanii is the source of this 1611-nucleotide messenger RNA. RefSeq names its product aminotransferase-like domain-containing protein. Lineage: Eukaryota; Fungi; Ascomycota; Eurotiomycetes; Eurotiales; Aspergillaceae. The coding region runs from base 1 to 1611 and encodes 536 amino acids. Gene Ontology annotation, biological process: L-tyrosine biosynthetic process; aromatic amino acid catabolic process. The transcript has 8 exons. The record is from RefSeq and is a predicted model, not a curated record. Gene Ontology annotation, molecular function: aromatic-amino-acid:2-oxoglutarate transaminase activity; pyridoxal phosphate binding; L-2-aminoadipate:2-oxoglutarate transaminase activity.
AUGAGUCCCCCCGCACCUUUGGAUAUUGAUAUGAGGGGAGACACCGACACCUCAUCCCUGCCAGUGCCAAACCCCUUGACCGUCAAUGGAGUCCCCGCAUGGCGCGAGAAAAUGGCCCAGAUGCCCACCGGAGUCGCGGCGGCCUGCAGCAGUGACAUGUUCAAAAGCCCGGCUUGCUACACCAAGCCCAAGGCUAAGCGUUUUGAGCACCGGUUCUCCAUCGAAGCCAAAUCUCGCAAGGCCUCUACAUUGAAGAACGCCGCACGUUUCCUGAAAAACCCCGGCAUAAUUUCCCUCGGAGGUGGUCUACCCUCCCCCGAAUACUUCCCUUUCGAGCACCUCGAUAUCAAAGUUCCCACCCCACCGGGAUUCUCCUCGGAGGCAACUAGUCAGUCAGGGACUGUGUUGCGUGCGGGAAAGCAUGAUAUCAGAGAGGGUUCUAGUCUCUACGAUCUGGAGAUUGCAUUGAACUAUGGCCAAGCAACGGGUGCUGCCCAACUCCUCCGAUUCGUCACCGAACAUACCGAGCUUAUCCACAGCCCACCUUAUGCCGAUUGGCAAUGCACUUUGACCGCGGGAAGCACAUAUGCUUGGGAUACAUGCCUGCGCCUACUGACCGAGCGUGGUGACUUCAUUCUCAUGGAAGAAUACACAUUCGCCAGUGCUGCCGAGACCGCCUUCCCUCUGGGACUCAAGGCGUUGGCCGUUCCCAUUGAUGAACAAGGACUGAUCCCCGAUGCCAUGGAUGAUCUGCUCACGAACUGGGAUGAGCAAGCCCGUGGUGCUCGCAAGCCCUUUGUGCUCUACACAAUCCCGACUGGUCAGAACCCGACCGGAGCCACCCAAUCAGCCGAGCGCCGUCGGGCCGUGUACAAGGUUGCGCAGAAGCACGACAUCAUCAUUGUCGAGGAUGAGCCUUACUACUUCCUGCAGAUGCAGCCAUACGUUGGCAAGGAUGCCCCGUCUCCGCCACCACCCGCCAGCCACGAUGAAUUCAUCAAGUCCCUGGUCCCAUCGUUCCUCAGUUUGGACGUUGAUGGCCGCGUUGUCCGUCUGGAGUCAUUCUCCAAGGUCGUGGCUCCCGGUACCCGUGUUGGAUGGAUUGUUGCUUCCGAGCAAGUAGUGGAACGCUUCGUCCGUAACUUCGAGACUUCCUCGCAAAAUCCCAGUGGAGUUUCUCAGAUGGUGCUCUACAAAUUGCUGGACGAGCACUGGGGCCAUUCUGGUUACCUGGAUUGGCUGAUCAAUCUGCGCAUGGAGUACACUCAUCGCCGCGAUGCGCUUCUUCAUUCUUGCGAGAAAUACUUGCCACGGGAGAUAGCUCACUGGGCACCUCCUUCCGCAGGAAUGUUCCACUGGAUUGAAAUUGAUUGGCACAAGCACCCCGGAAUCGCUUCUGGAAAGACACGCGAUGCCAUCGAAGAGGAGAUUUUCCUGUCUGCCGUGGACCACCAGGUUCUGCUGUCCCGAGGCAGUUGGUUCAAGGCUGACAGCUCUGUUGUUGAGGAAAAGAUGUUUUUCCGCGCUACAUACGCCGCGGCUUCAUCGGAAAAGAUUGAUGAGGCGAUCUCACGCUUUGCUGAGUGCCUGCGGGAUCAGUUCAAGCUGUAA